AGUAAGUUCCACCGCAGUUAGAGUUCCGGGUGCUUCGCGUGAGAGGCGGAGCUCGACAGUUCCGUCUACUUCAGCCGCAGCGUCUCCCUGCCUGUCUCGUUGCAUUCUCCAGAGAGGGGACGGACCUCCGCUUCCUCUUUCAGAAAAAUGUCUGCUCCAGCUCAGCCGCCCGCUGAAGGAACAGAAGGGGCUGCCCCAGGUGGGGGUCCUCCUGGUCCUCCUCCUAAUAUGACCAGUAACAGACGGUUACAGCAAACCCAGGCACAAGUGGAGGAGGUGGUGGACAUCAUGCGUGUGAAUGUGGACAAGGUCCUGGAGAGGGACCAGAAGUUGUCGGAGCUGGAUGACCGGGCUGACGCCUUGCAGGCUGGAGCGUCACAAUUUGAGAGCAGUGCUGCCAAGCUAAAAAGGAAGUACUGGUGGAAAAACUGCAAGAUGAUGAUCAUGUUGGGAGCCAUCUGUGCCAUCAUCGUGGUAGUGAUUGUAAUCUACUUUUUUACUUGAGAAUGUGCCAUCCCUUCCCUGGUCUCCAUCGCCACCCAAGCUCAUGUCUCUACCCCUCUGUUUGCUCCCUCAACAAACUCCUCCAUCCUCUGUUCUCUAUCCUGGCCCAGGCUUCUCCACGACCCUUCCUUUUUUGUUGCAUUCAUUUGCACCCUUCCUCAAAACUAGAAAUGCUGCUCAUGGUCCAGUCCUGAAGUCACUACCUGAAGAGAACGGCUGGCCCCUCCUCCUUACCCAUUUAUCGUGUGCCUGGAGCUUAAAAGAGUUGUGGCCAAGGGAAGGAGGGGGUCGGGAAUGGCAGAGGUGAAGUGUCUGAGGAGUUAGCAUGGCUGAGGGGAGGGGAAGGGAUUUGUGUCCAUGGUCUCCAAGAAAGGCUGGCCUCUGGCAGGAGGGGAGCAAGCAUAGUUGGGAAGUAGUAGCUUGCUACCAGUGCAUAUGUAUAUGCAUAUAUAUAUAUAUGGAACUGCUGUCCUUAUUUGAAACUUUCCUCCCAUACCAGGCCUGUCUUUGGUCCCAGAGGUCUGUUUAAAGACCAACUUCGAAUCCCUUUUAGAAAAAGUCAAACUUGUAUUUUGUAGCUACUGUUUAUCUGUCAGUACAGGAUUUUCUGUGUCUUUGGGGAACUUUACAGCCUUUCACUUGCUUAGUUCUCUGUAGGCCUAGGAAAGACGUACUUUCUGGUUGUAAAAACACCAGGACACUCUCACCUUCUCCUAGAAGCCAUCCCACAUGCUUCUCUUCAUGUCACCUGAAGCAUUUGAUGUUGUUCAUGAAGGCACCAGAUAAUUUCAGGGAAUCAGGGUCUUGGAAAAUAUCAAGCUUUUAGGAGUGUGCUUCUUGCCAUCUCACUAAUGAAAGGCCUGUCCCUCCCUUGUUGAUCACAAGAAAUGAGAGCUACGUGGUAAGACUCCCAGGCUGCCACAGAACGCUUUCCUCCACACUACCCUGUAUGUACCACAGGGGUGAGGCGCGAGGGCCUUCCCAGAGUUAGAGAGGUCCACAGAGCCGGCAGCCCAGUUUUGGAUGGAGGGUCCAGGCUGUAUUAGUAUACCGUGCGCUGACGUGUGGCUCGGGCCUCGCAUCCGCAGCUGCCUGCCACUCUUCCGUUAGUUCUCCCUGCAGCCGCUGUGCCCAUCCAUUCUGCAUUGCCUCCUGUCGUUCACUCCCUUUGCAUGCUGUGUUUGUUGGAACCAAGGAUAGCACCUGCUCAGUCUGCCUCCGGAGCUUCUGCUAGCUUCAUGAUAGGAUGCCGCAUGGGACAAAGCCGGGUGCCGGGCGGGUGGGCGGGCAGGUGGAGGGCAGUGUUCUCAGACCUCUAUUCUUUCUGUGCUCUGGUCCACAAGCAGGAGGAGGCGGGGCCAUGCUAGGCUGGGGGCCCACUUCCCACGCAGCAGCCUUUCAUUCUGCAGAACCAUCCAUCCUUCCUUUCCCUUUGCCCAUUUUCCACCUUCCCUUCCUGCUGCCUCAGGGCAGGACUGAAGAGCUGGAAGAAAGCAGUCAGUGUACCCCCCCAACGUCCCCCGAAGGUCUCCACUCUUCUGGGCUUCCCUAUGCCUAGUGCAGGGGUGUCACCGCUGGAGAAGAACCAACACUGUCCUCAGUGUGUCCCAAGCCUGGAGUGUGUUUUCCUGUGGCCCACCCAGCCCCGGCACGGGAAUUAUUUCCUGGAUUUCUGUCCCUCUAAGGCUUAGGUGUAGUUGUAUUCGUUCUUCUGGGGGGUGUUAGUCCUUCUCCUUUCUAUCUCCCCUCACCCUGAACCCCCUUCUGUGUCUGCAGUCUUCUUUCCCUCCCACCACGUGUGCAUGAGCAAAUAUGCAGCUAACCCUGGGACUUUGCAGUCAGUUGAAGCCAAGCUUCCCACAUCUCCUCUUUGUUUGCCAUGAGAUGAUGUGGGGCUUCCAUCAUGUCUGUCAUUACCUCUGUCUCCUUCCUAACCCAGUCUCACAGUUUAUGUAUAGUAGUGAGAGUUGUACUUCCACCAAAGGCAUGUGACGUAUUUACCAAACUCAUGUAUUCUCAACAAAGGCGAAAAAUACAAAUUCCUACCACAACGUCGACUUGAUUGUUGCUUGGGCUGUGCUGGGGAGGGGGAGAAGAAGGUGGUGUCCUAUGUUGGCUCUAGGCCAGAAGGGCUUAUGUGUGUAUUCUUUGGUCUUCCUGGAGAUUAAAGUCCCUGUGCUGGCAGCGGAA
Molecule: messenger RNA, 2694 nt
Organism: Mus pahari (shrew mouse)
Lineage: Eukaryota; Metazoa; Chordata; Mammalia; Rodentia; Muridae
Gene: Vamp1
Product: vesicle associated membrane protein 1
Exons: 5
Coding region: 148-504 (118 amino acids)
Biological process (GO): SNARE complex assembly; vesicle-mediated transport; vesicle fusion
Cellular component (GO): plasma membrane; SNARE complex
Molecular function (GO): SNAP receptor activity; syntaxin binding
Source: RefSeq, a predicted model, not a curated record